UUAGCUCCAAACUCAGUACUAGCCGGGCGCCCUCCGAACUCAGCCGGGCGCCCUCCGCCAGCAGCCGGAACCGUGCUGUGCGUCGUUCUGACCACCAUCCUGCCAGGGCCAACCCGUGGUGGGUUCAGGUGGUGCCAGAGCCAUGGAUACAGCGGCAUUGGUGGUGAUGAUGCUCUUCUUGCUGACGCCCCCCACGUUCUUCUUGAUCCUUUGCUGGGGCUAUCAAUAUCGGGGCUGGCGCUUGGACGAUGCCUCCGACACCGAGAGCGGCGGCGCGAACGGCGCUUCCGAGAGCACCGGCAACGCUGCCGCGAACGGCGCCGGGAACGCCGCGGGCGGAGCCUCCGAGCGACCGCGCCACAAGAAGAGCAUCGACAAGAUGACCAAGGCUUUCCAGUUGUUGCCCGAGGAAAUCACGCGCAAUCCAAGCACCUGCACCAUUUGCCUGGAUGUCAUCGAGCUGGGUGAGAAAGUCAAGGUCUUGCCCUGCGAUCAUCGCUAUCACAACGAUUGCUUCCUGAGUUGGUCCACCCACAAGGCCUCCAAGACCAAAAUGUGGGGCAUCGUUCAAUGCCCUGUGUGUCGAAACACCUCCUCCUUGACGAGGACAGUCCACCCCGGCACCCGGCUCCAGGGCGACGCCGAACACGUCCGAAGCUGCUAACAGGCCAGAUGGAAGUGAUCUACAUGGACUGCCGAACCCAGAGAGCCUGAACCUAGAAGGGGCGGAACCCCCGCGUGUGAUGGUCUCCGUGAUCUUGUGAGCCGUCUGUCGCAGCUGGAGCUGAGGCUGGCGACAGCUGGGACACCCAGAUACCUGCAAACAAAUUUGUCUAAAGAGGAGUGAGUUGAGGUCUUGAAGCCGGGUUGACACCGGAACAGCCUGGAGUCUCGG
This is a messenger RNA of Durusdinium trenchii, 895 nucleotides long. The record is from the annotation of a GenBank genome assembly. NCBI's taxonomy places the organism in Eukaryota, Dinophyceae, Suessiales, Symbiodiniaceae.